Molecule: messenger RNA, 252 nt
Organism: Sorghum bicolor (sorghum)
Lineage: Eukaryota; Viridiplantae; Streptophyta; Magnoliopsida; Poales; Poaceae
Product: chymotrypsin inhibitor-like
Exons: 1
Coding region: 1-252 (83 amino acids)
Biological process (GO): response to wounding
Molecular function (GO): serine-type endopeptidase inhibitor activity
Source: RefSeq, a predicted model, not a curated record
AUGGGCAGGGGCUUGUUGCCGGCGGCGGCGGGCAGCACCGUCGACGAUGGGGGCAAGUUGAAGUCCUCGUGGCCGGAGAUGGUCGGGAAGCACAUGGUGGAGGCGGCCUUCACCAUCAAGUCGGAGAGGCAGGACGUCGUCUUGGAGUUCCACACCGCCGACGACUCCCAGCCGCCGGACUUUGACGCCCACCGCGUCUGCAUCUUCGUCGACGACAACUUGAUUGUCGUCAGGACGCCUGUCGUCGGCUAG